UGCAGGCUUGAAGUCAGCCAACCACGGAACCUGUGUAAUCAGGUGUCCCAGAUUUAAAGGGAUAUUAUGACAAGCCUGUGCACAGUGUGUGUGUAUAUAUAUAUAAAAUCAGUUUUGGCUGUCAUUUGGACCUGUUUACAAGCAAUUCACAAACCGAGUUUGGUUUUUAAAUCCCAAUUUCGAACUGACAACAGACCACCUGCGCCGGUACUCGAUUCCAACUGGAACCCCAAAGUGAACUGGGACUCGUUUCCACUCAUAUGACUGAAUUAACAAUUUUGGCACUAAAAGUGGUAAAUGAAUGAAUGAAAAAUGAGGAACUGGAAAACACGUGAUUGUCGCUCAGAUGGUUCUGUACCAGCCUCAGGGCACCGUGUCUGUGGGUAUAAAUGACACCGCAGUGAUCAGCUGUGCGGCUAAUGAAACGCUAGAAGAUGCAGAUAAAAUCUCCUGGUACAGAAAGAGCUGGCGGUCAGGAGACGCUCCUCUACGUGUUACAUCUUGUCCACAUCGUAAUGGUGCACACAAAUAUACCUGUAAGAAUGAUAAAUUCAAGGCGGAACUGGAGAUACGCAAUACAGAUACUACUGACUCUGCAGUUUAUUACUGUACCUUUCUUUAUACUGAUUUUUUACUAAAAAUUGGCAAUGGGACAACUCUAAUUGCUGCAGACAGCUCUACACCCAGGGGCUCAGUCCAUCUCCUUGCUCCUGCCCCGCCUCCUCUUCCUAACACCACUGUCCUACUGGCCUGUGUGGUGCAUGGGGCUCGUCACACAGUCCGUGUAACCUGGAAGAUCUCUGGGGCACAUCAUAGGGGCAGGAUGAUCUCCAUAGAGGAGCCAGGUGGGACCUGGACUUUCCUGAGCCUCAUCUCACUUACCAGAGACACCUGGGACCACGGGGAGCCCAUCACCUGUGAUGUUUGGUUUAAUUCCUCUGCUGUAAGCGUCCACUGGGAAAUGCCAGAGAGAGGUGACUUUACCACUAAGUGCCAGAGCUACCUGCUACCUGCCCUGACCGGGGGGCUAUUACUGCUGCUGGCUCUGUCUGCUAAUCUCAUCUGGACAUUCAGGCAAACAGAUAAUAAAACUCAAGACUCCAAGGAUAAGGAGAACAUGAUUGUAUAUUCACAGCUGGCUAUGGAUUAUCUCACUGGGGGCAGAAAGUAGCCCAUACUAGGACUCAGUAAUGUGUCCAGUAUAGCAGCCAUCUGUCCAGACAAGAUAUGUUCCUGACCCCUAUUCUUACAUGGGGAGAAAAUGUGUGUAUAUGUAAGUUAGCACUGGUGUAUGCAGGGGUCCGGAUCCUGUGGUGUCUUUCAUUCCUGCAUUCUGGUACGAAGCUGUGUACUGUAUUUGGGCCUAAUUCAGAAUUUUGCAGAAACCCGAUGGUUCCAUACAAAUCCAUUGGUGUGGGGACUGCGCAGACGCAAGCAACGUUCUGCACAUGGGGGGUAAUUCC
Pseudophryne corroboree (corroboree frog) is the source of this 1463-nucleotide messenger RNA. RefSeq lists its product as uncharacterized. The record is from RefSeq and is a predicted model, not a curated record. The transcript has 7 exons. Lineage: Eukaryota; Metazoa; Chordata; Amphibia; Anura; Myobatrachidae. The coding region runs from base 347 to 1171 and encodes 274 amino acids.